This is a messenger RNA of Ambispora gerdemannii, 1197 nucleotides long. NCBI's taxonomy places the organism in Eukaryota, Fungi, Glomeromycota, Glomeromycetes, Archaeosporales, Ambisporaceae. The record is from the annotation of a GenBank genome assembly.
AUGGCGAAACAAGUAGCUCAAAACGUGUUUAUUAUAGCCGCUAAACGAACACCUUUUGGUGCAUUUGGUGGAACUUUAAAGGAAUAUACUGCCACUGAACUCGGUGGAAUAGCAGCAAAAGCAGCCCUAGCAGGUCUCCCCAAAGAUCUUCCUAUCGAUUCUGUAAUAUUCGGUAAUGUCUGCCAAACAGACAGCACCGCACCAUACCUAGCCAGACAUGUAGGCCAUCGAGCGGGUGUAUCAAUUCAUGUGCCCGCGUUAACGAUCAAUCGUCUCUGCGGGUCAGGAUUUCAGUCGGUGAUUAACGCGGUUCAGGAGAUCAGAUCGGGCGAUGCUAAUAUCGUGUUAACGGGUGGCACAGAAAGCAUGAGCAAAUCUCCGUAUACCCUUGCUAAUGUUCGAUGGGGUACUCGCUACGGAAUUGAUUUGAAAUUGGAAGACUCGUUGGCUGCCGCGUUGGUUGAUCAGUUUCCGACAAAAACGCCGAUGGGUGUGACUGCUGAGAAUCUUGGGGAGAAAUAUAAUAUCACGCGCGAACAGUGUGAUGAGUAUGCGUUGAGCAGUCAACAACGUUGGGCAGCUGCCAAUGAAGCAAAAAUAUUCCAUAAUGAAUUGGUUCCGAUUGAAGUAAAAACGAAAAAAGGAAUCCAAGUAUUUGAAAAAGAUGAACAUCCACGACCACAAACAAGUCUCCAAUCGCUCGCAAAACUACCACCAGUAUUCAAACCAGAAACUGGUCUAGUCACAGCUGGUAAUGCUUCCGGUAUUAGUGAUGGUGCAGGUGCUGUGGUAAUAGCCAGUGAAGAGGCAGUCAUUCAGCAUGGUUUAAACCCUCUUGCUCGCGUGGUAAAUUAUUUCGUUACUGGCGUCGAACCAACAAUAAUGGGAUUUGGCCCAGUUCCGGCAAUCAGGAAUGUAUUAAAGAGAGCGUCGUUAAAUCUGUUAGAUAUUGAAAUUAUCGAGGUUAAUGAGGCAUUCGCUGCUCAGUAUUUGGCCGUUGAGAAAGAAUUGGGGUUGGAUCGUAAUAUUACGAAUACAAAUGGCGCAAUCGCACUUGGCCAUCCACUCGCCGCAUCGGGUUCCCGUAUUUUAGCUCACUUAACAAGUGAACUUCAUCGAACAAAAAAAAAAUACGCUCUUGGAUCUGCAUGUAUAGGUGGUGGUCAAGGCAUCGCUGUGAUACUUGAACGAGUGUGA